Molecule: messenger RNA, 648 nt
Organism: Mesitornis unicolor (brown roatelo)
Lineage: Eukaryota; Metazoa; Chordata; Aves; Mesitornithiformes; Mesitornithidae
Gene: SRRD
Product: SRR1 domain containing
Exons: 5
Biological process (GO): microtubule-based process
Cellular component (GO): nucleus; cytoplasm
Source: RefSeq, a predicted model, not a curated record
CCGCUGAACGGGAGCGCGGAGCCGCCCGCCCGCUGUGUCUGCUACGGGCUAGGCCGGUUCAGCGAUUGCCCCGUCGCCCGGGCACAGCUGGCGUUCCUGCUGCUGCUGCUGGAGGAGCUGGGGGGGCCCCCCGGUCAGUGCUCCCUCUUCGACCCCGCCUUCGCCGCCGCGGAGGUGGCAGCGCUGGGGCAACUGGGGCUGCAGCUGCUCCCGGACAACGAGGAAGGGAAGCACGGCGUGGGGGGCUCGGCCACGCUGUUCUACAUGGUGCACUGCGGGAAGGCCCUGUACAACAACCUGCUCUGGAGGAACUGGUCGGCAGGGGCCCUCUCCAAAAUGGUCAUCGUGGGGAACAGCUUCAGGGGCAUUGAGGAGAGACUGUUGUCAAGAAUACUGGAGAGAGAUUAUUCUUACAUAGCAAAGGUCUUGAAAGGGACAGAGGAGGCGGCGCUCCCCACUCACCCUCGGUACCUGGACACCUUCAACGACACCUCUGUCCACUGGUUUCCCUUGCAAAAACUGAAGGAACUCUCCCCUGAGGUCUGGGACUGCGUGGAGGAGCCGACAUACCAAGAAUGUGAGGACUUGGAGAUCAUCAGAAAGGAGGAGAGCGCAGAGCAGCGCAGUCCCACUGCUGCCAGGUCCUGA